Thrips palmi is the source of this 2464-nucleotide messenger RNA. Its product is annotated as sodium-coupled monocarboxylate transporter 1-like. The transcript is spliced from 13 exons. Gene Ontology annotation, molecular function: symporter activity. Gene Ontology annotation, biological process: transmembrane transport; sodium ion transport. The record is from RefSeq and is a predicted model, not a curated record. Gene Ontology annotation, cellular component: membrane. Lineage: Eukaryota; Metazoa; Arthropoda; Insecta; Thysanoptera; Thripidae. The coding region runs from base 142 to 1896 and encodes 584 amino acids.
ACGCGGACCACGGCGCUCGCGAGACACCCCCGGGACGCCGCCGACGCCGCCAGUUAGGACGCCGUCAAGCAGAGCGCGGAGCACGCCGCCGACGGCCAGGACGCCGUCAAGCAGAGCGCGGAGAACGCCGCCGACGUCAAGAUGCAGAUCCUCGACCCAAAGGCCCUGUUCCACUGGGCCGACUACCUGGUGCUGGCGCUCACCCUGGGCAUCUCGCUGCUCGUCGGCCUCUACUAUGGCUGCUUCGGCACCAAGCAGAAGACGGACCUGGAGUACCUCCUGGCCAACCGCCAGAUGAAGACCAUCCCGGUGGCCAUCUCCUUGAUCGCAGGCUUCAUCUCGGGCAUCACGCUCCUGGGAACGCCGGCUGACAUCUACAGCUACGGCACCCAGUACUUCGCCAUCGUCAUCGGCAUCUUCUUCAUGGCCUUCGCCAUCAGCUACUUGUACAUCCCCGUUUUCGUGAACCUGGGGGUGCGGUCUUCUUUCGAGUACCUGAACGUCCGUUUCAACGACAAUGCCGUGAGGACGCUAUCUGCUGUUAUUUUCCUCCUAGACGCGAUUCUCACCAUCCCACUUUACGUGUAUGUGCCAUGCCUUGCGCUCGAGCAAGUGACCGGAUAUCCUCGAAACUGGAUCGCCCUCAUCGUCAUGAUCGUCACCGUCACUUACACCACCCUGGGUGGGUUGAAGGCCGUGAUUUGGACUGACGCCAUCCAGAUGGUCAUCUUUUGCCUCCCCCUGAUCAUCAUUGCCGUCCUGGGCACCAUCGCCGUCGGCGGCUGGCACGUCGUCUGGGAGGAAGCCGCCAAGGGAGGCAGGCUCGAGUUUUUCAACAUGAAUCCCAGCCCGUUCGAGAGAACGUCCUUCUUCGCCGCCAUCAUCGGGGGCUUCUUCCACUGGACGGGGUACAACGCCGUGAACCAGACUUGCGUGCAGCGGUACCUGUCCGUGCCCACCCUUAGGGCGGCCCGCACCACGGCGUACAUCUUCAUGGUGGGCGUGAUCGGCAUCAUCACCUUCUGCACCUACAUCGGGCUCGUCAUGUUCGCCUACUUCCGCGACUGCGAUCCGCUCGCCGCCCACCUGGUGGCCACCAGCGACCAGAUCGUGCCGCUGUUCGUCAUGAAGGUCGAGGAGGGCCUGCACGGGCUGCCUGGCCUCUUCAUGGCCGGCGUCCUCAGCGCCGCGCUCUCCUCCAUCUCCGUGGCCCUCAACUCGUCGGCCGGCGUCGUCCUGGACGACCUGUACCGGCCCUUCAUCAAGAACGACAUCUCGGAGCUCAAGGGCGCCAUCUUCGCCAAGGUGGCCUGCGUCAUCCUGGGCGUGCUGUGCACCGGGCUCACCAUGGCCAUGUCCGGGCUGCAGUACAUGAUCCAGGUGGCGAUGACUCUGAUGGGCAUCGCUGCGGGCACUCAGUUCGGCAUCACGUCGCUCGGCAUGUUCAACCCGUACGCCAACUGGAAGGGCGCGCUGACCGGCGGCAUCGCCUCACUCGUCGUCAUGGGCUGGAUCUCGGUGGGCAACGAGAUCAUGUCCAUCGAGGGCCGCCUCAACUACCCGGCCCUGCCCGUCAACGUGAGCGGCUGCGUGCCUCCACUGGCGCCCGUGGUCAUGCCUACCAUGGACCCCACGGUGCUGCCCAUCUACAAGCUGUCCUUCCUGUACGUGGCGCUGUGCGGCUGGAUCAUCGUCAUGGUGGUCGGCUCGGUCGUGUCCUUGAUGACGGGCUCCACCGACGUGGACGCGCUGGACUCCAACACCCUCACGCCGCCGGUGGCCAAGUGGCACCGGAAGAGGCAGGCCUCCAGGAAGGCGGCCAGCUUGAGCUCGGAGCGGCUCGACCGCAUCAGUAUCAGCACGCUCAGCGUCACGGGCAACUACAAGCAGGCCUAGACCCUCGCCCAGACCGGGGCCCAGACCCGCACUCGACAAGCCGCUAUGAAGAGUUCCUGACCCUUUGGUUACUUUUGUUCUUCACUCGUCGCCGACUGAAAUUGAACCCAUUGGAGACGCCAUUUCGAUUUCAGGGUGGAAAUAAAACCAUAGUACAAACGACUGACACACAAACAAGGCCUCCUCGAUGUCGACGACCGAUCCAAGCAGUCUGGGCGGGCUCCCGAAUCCGAGACGGACAGACGUAAGGUCACGGCGACGACCUGCAAAGUCACACGGGAAAGGACCGUGGCGGAUCGCGGCGACCAGACUGAUUCAGCGAAUUGGUUAUCUCUCUCGCACCUACACGGGACGCCCCGUGCCGUGAGUGCGAGGGAGAGGGUGACGACGCGACUCUCAGAACGAGCCACCUGGUGGACACGCACCCAGCGAGUGGUUAGCUUCCCGGACGACUCGUCCGUUCGAUAGGUCGAUAGGUACUUUCGUAAUGAAACGGCGCGUAUCGGCACUCGAGGCGCGUAAUCUCGAUGGACUCUCCGCUGAGAAUCCGAACAGGACGAGAUUUGAG